AUGUCUCUUAAAAUGAUUUGGGUGGAUUACUGUAAGAAUGGUUCUAUACAUGGAUUGAGGCACGUCAUUCAGAAAGACAGAAAACCUUGUGAGAGGUAUGAAAUACAUUCUAUUAUAAAUAUACUAAUAUGUUCAAAUCCAUAUUUUUUUUCUAAAUGAGAUUAUUAUUGCAUUCAGGUUUAUGUGGAUACUCUCAGUUGUUGUGGCUAGUAUUACACUGGUAGUUUUGUUAUCAGCAUCAUGGGAAAAGUAUUCUUAUUCUCCAAUGAAAAUUGUUGUUGAUGAUCCUCGGUAUCCACUCGCCAAGAUUGAUUUUCCUGCUGUCACAAUUUGUCCUAUCAACAAAAUAAUGUAUUCCAAGGCUCUCAAAUUAGUUUUAAAGUAUUUAUAAAAAUUUUUGUAUCACAAUUUUCAUUAGCAUACAUUUAUUACAAUCAUCAAAAAUGUCAAAUUCCCAAAUACACAGUUUAGAACAAUAAAUUUCUAAUAUUUCUAUAAUUUAUGGAAUAUUAUGUUGAUAUUUUUUUAUAGAAUCAGGUACAGUAAAUUUCCAUGAAAUACUUAUAUUUGAAAAAAAAUUACUUACCUAAUCUAAAAACUUAUAUAUUUUAAAAUGAAAAUUAUACUUAUUUUUAGAGAUGAGACCACUACCCACUUUUGAUUUUUGAAUAGCAAGCUAUAUUCAAAAUUCCUUAAAUAGAUGAAGUUUUAUUUGAAAUACAUUUUAUUGUUAACAUUUUUAAUUCCCUUCAGGCCUACACAAAUUCUUCUUUCCACCCCCUUCCCUACCAGAGUAGAAUAUAUUUUGAUUGAUCUUAAUAAUUUGAUAGAAAUAAGGAUAAUGUAACAUUUUACAAUAAUAUAUAAUUCCCUCCAAAAAGAUUUGAAUAGUUCAUGAAACCUUAAAAAAAAUUAAACUCUUAAAAAUUAAUAUUUCAUGGACAAUUUGACAUGAUAUCUCAAAGUCCCUGCACAAUAUUAUUAAGGGGUAUAUUAUGAAAGACCAAAAGAAUAGAACCAAGUUCUAAUAAAUAGAUAUAAUGGUAGAUAAACUAAUAGUCAGUUAAAAUAACCAAAAUGCAUGAUAUGAUUGUGUUACUGCAAACACCUGUUUGCUCAUUUAUAAUUCAUCAGCCUUUUCUUUGAAAACUAUUCAAGUUUUACAUUAAUAAUUAAUUUUUUGACCACGGAUAUAAUCAAUAGGUGGUUAAAAUUAUUUAAUAACACUUUUUUCAUUACUACAAAAAUCAAGACUGUCAUAUUUUAGACUAUAAAAAUAGUUGUGUUUUAAUUUUAACAUCUUGAUAUACCUUAUUGUGUGUAUCAUAUUAUUAUGUCAAAAACCCAAAGUUAAAUUAUUUUUUUACCUAUUCCAUUUAUGAGGUGCUAAAUUAUAUCAUCAACUCUUAAUAUGAAUGAAAUAUCAAUAUUUUAUAGGAAACCUAAUUUUGUUUUAUUAUUUUUUUAUCAUUUAAUAUAUUAAUAUUAUUAUUGAUUUUGUUUAGUAAAUAUUCCAACAAUGCUGACUUGAGAACCAAGUGGUCUAAUUCUUUACAGACUCUUGGGAGGAUACAGUAUCCACACAAUACAGAUCUAUACUACUUCACAAAGAAUAAAUCCACAAUCGAUAUACCCUUGAAAGAUAUAUCCCACCUCAUGUUUGAAGUAAGCCAUCUUUCUUUAAAUUGUAUAACCAUAGAUAAUAUAAGAUUAAUGUUACCAUUGCUAAUUAAUGGUUAUAACAAUGCCCAUCACAUUUUCUAUUCAUAUAGUUGGCGCCAACCAUAGAUGAUAUGUUCUUCAAAUGUUUUUGGAGAGGUACUAUGUACAAAUGUGCAGAUAUCUUGCGAUUUCAACGUACCGAAGAAGGGUUUUGUUAUUCAUUCAACAGUAAAACAGCCGAACGGAGUAAAAAGUAAAUUAAUGUUACUUUAAUUAAUUUUAAUUAAUGUAUAAUUUAAAAAAUAAAAGUUGAAUAUACAGUUAGGUUUUUUUUAUGGUCACUCAUAUAAUAUUAAGGAAGUAUUAAAACUAUUUUACCCUGAUACUAUAAUAAAAUGAGAGUAAAUGGGAACAAUUUUCACUGCUUUUUGGUAAGAAUUAAUUUUUUGCUAAAUGUUCUUUAAUAUAUUAAGCCUGCAGUUCCAAACAUCAGUAAAACCUUACUUACCUUACUCACUUUGAAGAACAUACAUCUUGAUAAAUUGACUGUCCAAUUUCUAAGAUACCUAUUAUUUUAUGAAAGAUGUUAGGUAUCUAACCUAUAGGUAAUUAAUAAUUGAUAGAACCUAGCUAUACAUGUCUUAUACAUCUUGUUAAGUAUUUAGAUUAAUAAUUUUCAGUUCGUUUCAAAAGGUAUUUUGAAAUUGUGUUCCUAUAGUUUCAUGAUAAAAGCAUAGAUGACCUCAAACCAUGCUAGGGGGUGGAAGAUUUUAUAGUUAUUUUUGUUUUUUCAGUUAUUUGCUAGUUUGACAUGAUUUUUAUUGAUAUUUUGAGUUUAAAAUACAGUCUAGUAUUAAUAAUGUUAACCAGAUUUAAUCAUAUUAUAUACCUAUUUAUAAUUAUUAUUAACAUUUAUUGUACAAUUAAUGAAUCAUAUUCAUAAAUUAUAAAUCAUAAUCAGUUGUUUACAAACAGUAAGAAAACACUCGUUAUAGUAAAACCAAUAGAUUCUUGACACUCCGAAUCUAAAAAUUGUAGAAAAUGAAUGAUUCAUUAUAACUUCAUAAGUAAAUAUUUUCUAAUCAAUAUUUUAUUAUAUAAUUAUAUUUAUAAAAUGGAUAUCUUAAUUUUGUAAAAACAAUUAAAAAAAUUUAAAAAAAAAAAGGAUAAGAUACAAUAAGAUUAAAGAUCAAUUAAUCACAUUUUACAUAUUACUUAUUACAUACAUAUAAUAUGGUUCCAGGGAAAGACUUAAGUGAAUUUCGUGAAAAAACAUUUAAAAAUUACAAAUUAAUUAUUGAACAAUUGUAAACAAUUAUGGAAAAAACUAAAAAGUACAUAAGAAAAUUGAUAAAAAAAAAGUGCCAAACAUUUUUUUUGUUUUUUUUCGAAAAAAGCCAAUUAUAGUACCAAAAAUAUAGAUGUUUAUAAUUUUUAUUUUCUCACCCCAGUGAUAGCGAAAUUAAUCCUCCAUUAGCCCGACUGGAUGGAACGCUCAUUCCACUCAGAAACAAUGCUGCGAGCAAAGGGACAGGAUUGAAAGUGAUCUUAAAUGAUAUGAAUGAAGAAUUCUUUCCAGGCGAUUCACGUCGAAGAGGAUUCAAUGUAAGUUGUAUAACUUAUAAAUAUAUGUGCCAUUCACAAUAUUUUGUAUAGUUAAGUGUCUAUCAAAUUAUAGUUUCAAUUUUUGUUUCCCUCUUUGUUCAAAUUAUCAUUUCCAUAUGCCUGUCCAAAGCUUUGCUAAGAUGGGACUAUCUAUUUUUAUGUUAUAACAUAUUACUUUAUGAAAGUCACUAAUAAUUAAAAAAAAAAAUAAACAAAAAUUAUAAAUUACACUUCAAAAAAUAUAGGUACAGGCGCACAGCUCAAUAGUAAAAUGAGACUUAUUAAAACAUACGUUUGUACUGUUUGAAUAUAGAAAAUAUAGAUGGAAAACACAGGACAUAAAUAAAACCAUAAAAGGUACAUUUCCCUGCCCCCAUUCUUCACGUUGGUAUUUUUAAACUAAUUUUUAACCACUCGUUUGUGCCAGGGAAAUGUACCUAUCAGUACCAACGGUUCAUUUUAAUAUUGAGCUGUAUGCCUGUACCCAUUUUUUUUAUGGUUUAGUUUAUUAUCUUAACUUUUUUCACUUAAAGUCAUAAAAUAAUAAAUUAUAACAUAAAAAUAGAUAUUUGUGUCUUAGUGAAGCUUUGGACAGUUUGAAACCAUUUUGUUUGGUGGAAUAUUUUUUUAGUUUUACUAAUUUCGGAAAACCUAAAAUUAGUUGAUGUUUACAUUAUUUUUAGAUUAAUUUGGUCAUUAAAAUUUCCUUUAACAGUAUUCUCUCUAUCAAAUAUUGGAUUGUAUAUUAUUUGUCUUUAAAGAAAAACACAAUCUCAUUAUUUGUGCUUAAAAUGUAGUUAGGUAGAUGCUUAUUAAAUGGUGUUAUGCAAUAGUAUACCUAAUAAAGUUUAAUUUAAUAUUAAAUUUUUAGCAUUAUUUUUUAUUUCUGCAAUGUUUUCGAUUUAGGUCAUAGUGCAUAAUCCUGAAGCGUUUCCGGAUGUGUCGACUAGUUAUAAAUUGCACGCUGUCCAUGAUCAGAUCAACAGGAUAUCAGUGAGUGUUGCACAGGUGAAGGCGGAUGAUUCGCUAGGUCGGCUCAGUGAUCAUGACCGUCGGUGUUUCAUGUAUGAGUCAACGAAUGGACCAAGCAGCAAUGAGGACAUGUGUUACAGCGAGUGUCGACUGACUACUGUCUACAAAGCGUGCAACUGUACUCAGUACUUUUUCAAACCUUUCAAAGGUAUAAUAAUAUACCUACUAGACCCAUCUAUAAGUUAAAGAUAAAUUGUUCACGACAUAAAACAUACAAUCGAGUUUGUUUAUGUGCACAGAGUAACAGUAGUGAUAAAAUAAUUUUGCUAUUGGAAAGGACAAGUCUGAUUUUUUAACAAAUAUUAUUAUUUACAUAAUAUAUUUUAUAAAAAUGUAUAGGUAAUAUAUAUAAUAUAAUUGCAUACAUUUUAUGUAUAAUUCAAAUUAUUAAGAAAAAUAACCUCCUCAGUGCACAAAUUAAAAAAAAUUUGCCUUUUUAAAAAAGAUGCUACAUUUAAUGAUUACCUCAAGAUUUCAGGUUAAACACAAAUAUCACAUAUCUUUUUCUUAUGUUUGCAAGUACAAAAAAUAAAAAUACACCAUCAUGUAAAAUUAAUAUAUUCCUGGCUACUAACAACAUUCCCAGAUAUUUUGAAUAGGAGGAAAUUCAGUAAAUAACAAUCACAUUCAUGAAUAAAUUAUAGAAUCUCCCUUUGUUAUACUUACAAUUAAAAAGCCAGAUCCAAAAAAGACAAUAAUUUCUAUUGAUAAACUACAAUUUUUUCCUUGCAACUUGACUAAAAUGUAUAAUUUUAAUAUAAAAUUACUAAAUAAACACAUAUAUGUGUUGUGUUUUAUGCCAAUAGUGAGGAUAUAAUCUCUAAUCUAUCUUUUUUGUAUAUGUCAAAAUUUAAAAUAAUAUAAUACAAUUAAGAUAAAUAUAAUUCAAGAGGUAUUAAAAUAGAAAUUAAUAGAAAAAUAUAUUUAUUCAUAUGUAAUUUAUUAAAUAUUUUCAAUUUUUACAAUGCACGUUUACCUAGUUCUAUGGAUAAGUAGCUAAAGCAGACAAUUAAAAAUAUUAAUACUAAUUUUGAUAAAAAUUAUUUGUUACACAAAUUAUACAUAUUUUAAUAGAUGUCAAUAAACUAGUAACCAGUGAUAAUAAACAAUUUUGUAUAUUAACUUCUUCACUCGGGUUUUUUAAAUUUAAUUCCAGGCAUUGCUUCUCAUUGCGGAAUUCAGCAUGUGCCGUGUUUAAUUGAAAAUGAUGGUAAGUUGACUUUUGUGCGCAUACUUCUUUAUUUUAACGAAAUUAUGGAUAUCAUUUUAAUACAUUUUAUUUCAUGUUGAUUGCAGUAAUUCAACGUAAUCCCCAAGCGCCAGAUAAUGAACCCGGAUUUCCAAAAUGGAGUGUACCAGUUUCUAUGAACUGCAGUUGCCCACCGCCAUGUUCUUUUAUCACUUAUACCACAGAGAUACAACAAGAGAUGAGGUAAGUCAUAAGUAAAAUAUAAACCACUCCAUACAGGUUGAAAUUAUAAUGUUUUGGACCAUACGUGUUAGCAGAAAAUUAUUAUUAUUAUACAUAUAGGUAAUAAACAACAUCAGUGGCAUAAUUAAAUUGAGAUUUUGAGUAGUGGAGGGUGAUGUAUACACUUCACCUUACCUAAAACCUAAACUAGUGUUUAAAUUGAAAAAAUAAAAUAACAGGAAUUACAAGAAAAAUUAGUUGAGGUACUCCAUCUACAUGUGUCUAUAUCAAGUCUUUAAAUCAUGUUUAUGUGUAAACAAUGUAUAUUUUCUGAUUUAAAUACCUGCUAACAAUAUUUAAAAUGUAUUCAGAAUAUAGACUAGGAAUUUUGUAUAUGCAUAUGUAGUGUCUAUUAAAUAUAUUAUAAUAAUUGAAUAACAUGCCACUUUCGGAAAUUUUAAAUGUUAAUGUGGAUACACAAUAAAGUAUUUCAGAAUGUUGUAAUGUAACAUGUAUUUGUGUUGGUGCUCAUAACACUAUUCAUAUAUUAUUUAGAACACCAUACUGAAUGUGUUGUUUGCUGUUCAAUGAACAGCAUUCAUGCUGUUCUGUGCAAUUUUUUCAACAUUUUUGAAAAAAUUUAAUUUGAUCUUCUCAAAAAAUAAGAGAAAUAUUUCAUUAUAUAAUCCUGAAGUUAAGAAAACUAUAAUUUUUUUUUACAAUUUACAGACAUCCUAUUAACAUAAAUCCAUCUACUACUUUGAUGUAUAAGGUAAUUCUGGAAGUCAAUUACAGAGAACUAUUCGCCACUAGCUAUCAGAGAUCCAUGAAAUAUACUACUCAAGACUUGUUAGGUAAGCAGAUAUAAAAGUAAAUGUUUGUACCCCCAUGUUUGGCAGAUUUUCUAAGGUUGUUAAUAUUAAAUUUUUUUUUAAUUUCUUUACUGUAUGUAUAUGAAAAUAGUGAAUAUAGGGUUUGAGUAUUAAAUAUGUGGGAGAAGACUAGUUGGUAAGCAAAACCUGGGUUUUUUUCUUAGCAUCAAUCCACCAAAAUGGUUUGAAAAAUGCAUGUAUACCAAAAAACCCACUUGAUUUUUUUUUAUUGAAGGACCAUAAGAUUAAUUGACAAUUAACGAUUUAUUGUGUAUUAAAUAAUUAAAUAAUUGUACUAUCAUGAUUUAGCAACUCUUUUUUUAUGUGACUAAAAAUAGUUAACAAUAUUAGUAAUAAUAAUAAUAAGUAACAGAAUAUGUAUUUAUUUUUUUUGUUUUUGCUAUUUCUAUUAUCUGAUGAUUUUUUUAUCAAAACUGGUCAUAUUUACAUUUUUAGUCUUUUUUUUUCUUUACUAUAUCUAUAAUAUGGUAAUGGAAAAUGGAAAUGAACUUAAUAUGUUUAAAUGAUAGAUGUUAAGGAAAAGAAGAUAAAAUUAACAGCUGAACAAUAUGGAAAAUCAAGUAGAAUUCAAUUUUAAAGGUUAUGUCAGGAAAGCCAACAUUAGUAUAAUAAAGAUAGUAAUUUGUGAGCUAUCUAAAAUAGCAAAAUAUUGUGCUAGACUGAAACAAUUGUGGCUAGAUGCAGUAUUGAAUCAAUCUAUACAUUUUUCUGGGGGUGGGGGAGGGGAACUAAAAUUAUAGUAAUGAACUUUUUUUUUCUUUUCUUAUCUACUCUCUUACUAUGACCAAUCAAAUUUGUAUUAAUUUACCUAUAUUUUACGGGGGAGGGGGGGGAUGGAAACAAAAUUUUAGGAAGGGUACCCUGUUAUAUACCUGAAUUCAAUAAUACUGGCUAAAAGUGAUCAAAAGAGACAUAGUGGAGUUGAUACCAAAUUAGUAUGGAUAUAUUGUGAAUAAUGAGGAGGAAUGGAAAAAAUUGAUAUUAACAGUGAAGGGCUUAGGCCCUAGAUAGUUUAUAAAAAUGAAUAAUGCCAGAUUCAAAAAAAAAAAAAAAAAAUGUUAAAAAUAAACAUAUUGGUUUAUUUUAAUAUUAACUAAUGGUUUUCAAUUACAAUUAUUGGGUAUUGGAUAUAUCUCCUUGAAUAGUUAUUAUUAUGCCAUCAGUAUCAACAGGUUUUUUAUUUUUUAGAGGACAAUGUAGUUUGGUGGACCUCUAUUGUUCAUUAACUUAAAUUUUUGCUGUUUGUUUGUUAAAAUAAUAUUUUUUUUUUUUUUUUUAACAGUGUCAUUUGGAGGAAUGGCCAGCCUAUUCCUUGGUUGCAGUCUAGUAAGCGUAGUGGAGAUUCUGUAUGUAGUCUACAAGACAUUGUUGGUGCUCAAACAAAAUUACAUCAAUUUCAACAUGAAUAAAGUGAACACUAUUAAAACUGAAAAGUAUCAGCAAUAUCCAUUUGUUUAUUGA
Molecule: messenger RNA, 8064 nt
Organism: Cinara cedri
Lineage: Eukaryota; Metazoa; Arthropoda; Insecta; Hemiptera; Aphididae
Source: the annotation of a GenBank genome assembly